This is a messenger RNA of Larimichthys crocea (large yellow croaker), 537 nucleotides long. RefSeq names its product ATG12 autophagy related 12 homolog (S. cerevisiae) (gene atg12). Gene Ontology annotation, molecular function: Atg8-family ligase activity. Gene Ontology annotation, cellular component: phagophore assembly site membrane; cytoplasm; Atg12-Atg5-Atg16 complex. Gene Ontology annotation, biological process: autophagosome assembly; protein lipidation involved in autophagosome assembly; autophagosome maturation. The record is from RefSeq and is a predicted model, not a curated record. Lineage: Eukaryota; Metazoa; Chordata; Actinopteri; Sciaenidae. The transcript has 4 exons. Bases 69 to 422 code for a protein of 117 amino acids.
CGCUACUAGCUCGGGUAGGCUGCGUGGGCGGGGACCAAAACUUAGCCCUGCAGAGUGGUCACCUGAAGAUGUCUGACAGCGCAGAGUCCCCGACAGAGACGCAGAAAGAGGAUUCACAGCCGCCGACAGACGACUCGACGACUAAUGAAGAGAAGAAAAAGAUCGACGUGUUGCUGAAGGCUGUGGGAGACACUCCUAUCAUGAAGACAAAGAAGUGGGCAGUGGACAGAGGGAGGACGGUUCAGUCCCUGUCUCAGUUCAUCUCUCGCUUCCUCAAGCUUGAUGCCACUGAACAGCUGUUCAUUUAUGUUAACCAGUCUUUCGCCCCCUCACCGGAUCAAGACGUAGGGGUCCUAUUUGAUUGUUUUGGCAGCGAUGGAAAACUGGUUCUACACUACUGUAAAUCUCAAGCCUGGGGUUAAACUGCUCUCUUCAACACUAUUUUGAACCUCUCUCUCUUCUCUUCAGUUUGUUCUCCAAACAUGCACACAAUGUUUUUCUGUAUAUACAUUUUGUAAAUAAAAUAUUCUGACUAUG